CAGACUUGAGACCAGUGUCAGACCACUAUCUGGACUUGAACAUGGCAGAGGGAGGCUACGAGUGUAAAUACUGCAGCUUCCAGACGUCGGAGCUCAACCUGUUCACCAUGCAUGUGGACACGGAGCAUCCAGAUGUCGUCAUCAACACCUCGUACGUCUGCAUGGAGUGUGACUACCACACCAAGAGUUACGACACACUGCUGGCCCACAACGCUCGCCUCCACCCUGGCGAGGAGAACUUCACUCGAUCGAUGGUGAAGCGAAACAACGAGACCAUCUUCCAGCAGACAAUCAACGACAUUACCUUCAGCUUCGUCAAAGUGGAGGACAACGAGACGGAAGAGACGUCUCGCAAUAGCAUCGCCCUCAGCAAGACUCCCAUCAUGAGGAUCAAGAGCAGACCAGAACCUAAGAAGUUCAUCCUCUCGCACAAAAUGGCCGUCGACGAUGUCAUCAAAGUGGAAAGCGACGAGGACGACGAGAAUAAGGAGCCGCCUACGCUGUCUCCCGCACCGAUGACCCCUGUCGCCGUCGCCCCUCAUCUCAUCCCCGUCUCCACGGCGGUGCAGGUCCAUGCCAUCCCGCACAACAUGCUGCCUCCUGGGACGCUGGCUCAGGUUCUGUCGGCCCUGCAGAACCAGCAGAACUGCACUCAGACGCAGCUCCUCAUCCCCAUCAGCAGCAUCCCCACCUACAACAGUCAAAAGGUCAUAAAGUAGUUUCCGUAUCCCUCGGUGUCGGAGAUCAUGGGCUUAUCUUCGCAGACGAAGUUCAGCGAGGAGCAGAUAAUAUUGUUGGAUAAUAUUGGCCUGGUAUGGAAAAGCCAUCCACAAUCCACAGCCAUCAAUUAAAUUAUUAUUAUUUAUUGU
Messenger RNA from Cottoperca gobio, 869 nucleotides. RefSeq names its product zinc fingers and homeoboxes protein 1-like. Gene Ontology annotation, molecular function: DNA-binding transcription factor activity, RNA polymerase II-specific. Bases 42 to 719 code for a protein of 225 amino acids. Gene Ontology annotation, biological process: regulation of transcription by RNA polymerase II. NCBI's taxonomy places the organism in Eukaryota, Metazoa, Chordata, Actinopteri, Perciformes, Bovichtidae. The record is from RefSeq and is a predicted model, not a curated record. The transcript has 3 exons. Gene Ontology annotation, cellular component: nucleus.